Molecule: messenger RNA, 1719 nt
Organism: Phymastichus coffea
Lineage: Eukaryota; Metazoa; Arthropoda; Insecta; Hymenoptera; Eulophidae
Gene: Coq2
Product: 4-hydroxybenzoate polyprenyltransferase, mitochondrial
Exons: 7
Coding region: 481-1719 (412 amino acids)
Biological process (GO): ubiquinone biosynthetic process
Cellular component (GO): mitochondrial inner membrane
Source: RefSeq, a predicted model, not a curated record
ACCAACGUAUCUUAAAAAAAUCGAAGAUAAAGGUGGCGUUAUUGAUUAAUUUAGGGGAAUAUUCCAUUGACAUUCUAUUUUGGUGCAUGCAGAUAGUAGAUAGAAUCGAUGAACAUGUUGUGACCUACCGGCAUAUGUUCCUUUCAAUCGUUCAGUCGUUCUGUGGUUUGAAAAUUAUGCAAAAUCGCCUGCCAUGAUCUGGCGCCGCGCGCACCUCGUGCAUGUAUGCUGUUUCCAGGCAUUGCACGUGUCAGUCUCACGAUCAUUUAUUUUCGAUCUAUACACAUGUAUAAAUAGUCUUGCAGGCUAUCUCGAUCCUUAUGCAAUAAAAAAACAUUGGAUUUCCCUGGUGAUUUAAAUAAAAUGGCUCACGGAUAAAGAACUCGUUAUUCAAGUUAGUAUAUGCGAACGAAAUUUUCGUUGCUUGCUCAGUGAUAAACAAGCAUUCUUUUGUCAGUAUUCCAGAUUCACGAAUGAAGAAUGUUUAUCAUUGAAGGAUGUCAGCGAUUAAUAUGUAUCACAAGAUUAUUAAAAUCCUGCAGUCACAACCUGAAAUCAUGCAGAAAAGAUGACAUUUAUUUGUAUAAAAAAAUCCAUAUUACUGCAGUUAAUAUUCUUAAUCAUGAGAAUUACGAAUCGAAAACCUUCAAGACAAAUGAUAGUUAUAAAGAUAUAUUGCUAGUCUAUUGUAAAAAGAAAAAUGACUUGCCAAAAUUAUUUAUUCAUACAAAUAGACAGUACAGUAUUGCAACUAAUAUUGUUGAAAAAGCUCCAAGUAAAUUCCAGCCUUAUAUGAGGCUUAUGCGGAUAGACAAACCAAUUGGUUCAUGGUUACUGUUUUGGCCUUGUGGAUGGAGUAUAGCAAUGGCAGCUCCAGGUGGUGCAUUUCCAGAUCUUGGCAUGCUUGCUCUUUUUGGAGUAGGUGCUUUUAUUAUGAGAGGAGCUGGUUGCACAAUAAAUGACAUGUGGGAUAUAGAUAUUGAUAGAAAGGUUAUUAGAACAAAAGACAGACCUCUUGUAACAGGAAUAGUUACCCCAUUUCAAGCUUUAGUAUUUCUUGGUGGUCAACUAAGCUUAGGUCUUCUUGUUCUUCUUCAAUUAAAUUGGUAUAGUAUUUUCCUAGGAGCAAGUUCAUUAGGAUUAGUGAUAAUUUAUCCACUCAUGAAAAGAAUAACAUAUUGGCCUCAGUUGAUUUUAGGAAUGACUUUUAAUUGGGGAGCUUUGUUAGGUUGGUCUGCAAUUCAGGGAUCAUUGGAUUGGUCAAUUUGUUUACCAUUGUAUACAGCUGGUAUUUGUUGGACUAUUUUGUAUGAUACAAUUUAUGCGCACCAAGAUAAACUUGAUGACAUUCUAUUAAAUAUAAAAUCAACAGCGCUCAAAUUUGGAGAUAAAACCAAGCUUUAUCUCACAGGUUUUGGCACAAUUAUGAUUACAAAUUUAUUUAUAUCAGGCUAUUAUGCAGAUCAAACUUUGCCAUAUUAUGGAGCUGUAGGAUUAGUUGGUAGUCAUUUAUUGUAUCAGUUAUGCACAUUAGACAUAAAUGAUCCAUCCAAUUGUGCUAAAAAAUUUAUCUCUAAUCAUAAAGUAGGAAUGAUAUUGUUUGCUGGAAUCGUAUUAGGUAAUUUACUGAAAAACGCCAAAAACAAUAAGACAGUGGAAACUGAUAAAACAAAAACACUUGAAAGUAGAAUUUUAGCAAAAGUGGCUGUUCCUCUUUGA